CACGACACACCACGGUCGAGUGGGUUCGUCGUUCGCCGCGAUCUCGUUAUCUAAAUUAAAUCAUGUAACUUCCUCCGGCCAGAAUGCCGACGAAAGGUGGCUCCUACAUAAAACGGCCCGGAGUAAGCGAUGGUUGGUGGCUUUGUGCGCUGCUACCAGCGUGUUAUGGGGGCACGAUUUGGCGCAGUUAUCAACAUCACCAGCACCAUCCACAUUUACCGCAGGAUUACAAGCGCAGCGUAAUUGUGACCUGUGGUCUGUUGCUACACUCGCUAGCAAUCUAUGGGCAGCUCGGUGGACGCCUCAACGGUCGCCAUAAAGUCCUGCUGCAGCUUACGUUUUCGGCGCUCCUUGCGCUCUUGUUCCACACGUGCCUGGCGGAAAAUGUGGUGUUCUGUGUCGUUAGCGCUGUACUACCGAUCGUUCUGUACGAUCGGUUGUAUUUUACGAUAUUACGAGCGGUUCCAAAGGGCUUCACAUACGGUGAAGCAUUCGUCGUUUGCCAAGGAUUGGUAUCGUUCGCAUACAGCGCUUUGCUGCAGCUGCCUCGCGUUCUGUUACACUCGGACAUUGGUGACCAGCUGACGGAUAUGUCCACAAUUUAUCUUAUCCUGCAGAUCGGCCUAGUGGGCAUUGGCCUGCUGCUUUUCCUCACGUACUCAUUGCGCGUACUUAGAUAUUCUAUUCCGUUCUGGAUUUCCUUAGCCCUAACGACGCUCGGUGUGGCAUUGUGCCCGAUUGGUAAGCAACCGGCCAUCACUCGCCUGGUGCUGUUCCUGGUCGGCGAUGUGGAAACUAUGGUAACGACCGUGGUCUACCUUGGGCUGCUGGUUGUCACCGUUUCCUUCGUCAUGUGGCACUUCAACAAAGGACGACAAUCGACCACAGCAACCCGAAAGGUUUUCCACGUGCUGAUCGUGUUGGUGUACGCACCCGGGCUUUGGUACCAGUGCAAGAUGCUCUAUCUUGCCAGUGGCCUCAUGCUUGCGGUGUUUAUCGUGCUCGAGAUGGCCCGGCUUAUACAGCUUGAACCGGUUGCACCGAUACUGAACACCGCAGUGCGGUUGUUUAUCGACGAGAAAGAUGCUGGCGCAGUGGCACUUACACCGCUAUACUUGCUCAUUGGCUGCACGCUACCACUUUGGCUCUAUCCAUCUCCUUGUGAUCUUACCAACUCUGCCGGACUGCAGAUGCUGCUACUUUCGGCCGGUAUCCUAUCGAUCGGUAUCGGUGAUACGGCUGCUAGUGUCGUGGGUUAUUAUUUUGGCAGACACAAAUGGAACGCCUCUACCAACAAAUCAGUGGAAGGAACGUUAGCCUCGGUGAUACUACAAUCGUUGGCUGUGUACGGGAUGUAUCAUCUGGGAUUGAUACAUCUUUCUGUUAGUAGAGCAGCUUACGCCGGAAUUGCCAUCAUAGUCAACGCACUCGUCGAAUCGCGUACCGAUCAGAUCGAUAAUCUGGUUCUACCGCUGGUUACCUACGCCAUAUUGGUUUGCUCAACAUGAUCCUAAAUAAAAAAGGUUGUUCGUUUGUUUA
Molecule: messenger RNA, 1539 nt
Organism: Anopheles aquasalis
Lineage: Eukaryota; Metazoa; Arthropoda; Insecta; Diptera; Culicidae
Gene: Dolk
Product: Dolichol kinase
Biological process (GO): dolichyl monophosphate biosynthetic process
Cellular component (GO): endoplasmic reticulum membrane
Molecular function (GO): dolichol kinase activity
Source: RefSeq, a predicted model, not a curated record